Molecule: messenger RNA, 13980 nt
Organism: Penaeus monodon (black tiger shrimp)
Lineage: Eukaryota; Metazoa; Arthropoda; Malacostraca; Decapoda; Penaeidae
Gene: Obsc
Product: obscurin-like
Biological process (GO): protein phosphorylation
Molecular function (GO): ATP binding; guanyl-nucleotide exchange factor activity; protein kinase activity
Source: RefSeq, a predicted model, not a curated record
AGAGGGGCACCCGGAGCACACCUCAUCCGACCGUUGCUUUGGUGUGGUGACCCGCGUGGUUGUCCUGUUUGGUCUAAGGGGAAGCUUGCUCUCUCCUGGCUGCCAGCCGUCCCCUCUUGUCGCAAGAACACAGGCGAUUGGGUGUCCGACCGACGGCAGUGCCUUCUGUAAGAUUCCGGAUGUUCUGACGACGUGACUGGGGAGACACGCCAGAACACCCAUCAUGUCGCACAAAUAUGUUUCCAACAAAGCUGUCUUAAAGGACAAAGGGUUCCUUUCGAAGCUCGGCUCAACCCUGAUGGGCCGAUCCAACCCGGACCCGUACGUCGACGUGAAGGUACAGUCAUCCAUCACCUGGCGCAAGACAUCUGAUGUAAAGGCGCGAAUCAAGACCGCCACGGGCACAAUACCUGUGUAUGAUGACCUCGGCGAGGAAGAGAUGGCUGUCCUUCAGGCGGAGGCCCUGGCAGCCGCUGGAGGAUCGGCCCCCUCGUUCUCUGGGCCCGCGGCCGUGGCAGUGCAGACUGCUGCCCUGACGGCAGGAUUCGGGCAAGAGGAAACAACACAAACGGCAACGACCGUUGCGACUUACCUGGUGAAGGAGGAGUACAGCCCCGAGGACUCCGAGGGGCUUGCCGCCGUGUCGGGACAGAAGCUGAUCCUCGUUGACAAAUCCAGCCCGAACAAACGCCCAAGACUCGAGGGAGAUGAGGCCGGCACGCAGCUCCUGGACAACUCCGCGGCUCGUCACAAGAUGGCGAUCCGACCCAAAAGAAACCAUCCUGACCCCCGCUCACGCGCCCACGACUCCAACGAGGAGAGAUGGCUGAUGCGAGACCAAGAAUCAGGAAAGGAGGGCCUAGUUCCCUCUCGUAUCCUGGAGCUGCACAGCGAAUUCACCACCAGCAUGAUCGCCAGCCUGAAACGAUCUGUGCAGCAAAUCGCCAUGGAAGAGACGGCAGAAGUGAAGAAGAACCUCAUGAAGGAGAUCCGAGAAUACAAGUCCCGCAAGAGCUCUAGCAAGCUGCUUGGACCCUCACCUGAGGACGAAGCCAGAGCCAAGAGAGCAGCGACCAUCCGAGAGCUGAUCGAGACGGAGGAGGAGUUCGUCCGCGACCUGGAGUUCGUAAUGGAGAACUACUAUAGCCUCAUGGACAAGAACACGACGCCGCGCAAUGUCCGGGACCACAAGGAGCUCAUCUUUAACAACUUCAAAUUUAUCGCAGAUUUCCACAAGAACGUCCUGAUCGAAGGAGUUAAGUACAACGUCGAGAGUAUAGUCAGAAGCUCGGGGACGACAAGCGUCUCCAGGAGCACCUGAAGCUUCCCAUUCAGCGGCUCAACGACUACCAGCUCCUGAUCAGGGAGCUGGUCAAGUACAGCACUCGCCUGGGCGACGACCCCACCGACCUCCAGCGUGCAUUUGAGUUGAUGCAAACGAUCCCCCAGCGGGCCACCGACGCUAAGUUCAUCAGCUCCAUUGAAGGCUUCAAGGGAAAUCUCUUCAAACUUGGCAGGCUUCUUAGACACGACUGGUUCAGCGUGAAGGAAGCUGGCCAAAAGGCUCGAGAUCGCUAUCUGUUUCUGUUCAAGGCGCGAAUCCUCAUCACAAAGGUCAAGCGGAUAUCCGAAGACCGCUCCAUCUUCAUCCUCAAAGACAUAAUCCGACUUCCAGAAACCUCUCUUGGAAGUUUGGACAACCCGAAGGCAAUCGAGUUCUUCCACAUCGAAUCCCUGACCCAUCCCAACUACCCGAUCUUCAUCGAGGCUAGAACGCCAGAAAUCCGUGAAGCCUGGCUGGCUGGUAUCGGAGAGUACGUCGUCGACACAGCAUCGGUCGAAGACCUCUUGUUUGACGACGAACUCCGCGUUGUCUCUCAGGACGUAGACGAGGACGACGCUGGUGUUGUCUCACCCGUCCCCGAAGUUCAGGAAUUCGAAGACCUUCCUGAAGACGGCGAAGCCGCUGAAGCUCUUCCAGAGCAGGAAGACUUUUGGGCGAGAGAACCAUCUCCUCCCGCUAAAAGGCAAAAGCCAGAGGUUGUACCCGAGGAAAUAGCUGAGCUAGACUUUUGGGCACAGAAAGAACCCACCCCUCCGAGGAGAAAGCCAGUCCCUGAGCUCGCUCCCGCCGAGGAGGCUGCUCCAGAGCAGGUAGAGGAAUCCACUCCUGUAGCAGAGCAGGAAAAGGCAUCAGCUGAACAGGCUUCAUUCAUUCCUCAGGAACCCUCCCCAUCCGUACAGCAGACACCGAAGGACAAACCUGAGCCUUCGAAGCCUGCUGAAGCAAGGUCUGAGGCCCCGAAACCAGCUGAGGUCAAGCCUGAAGCUCCCAAGUCAACUGAAGCUAAGUUAGAGCCUCCCAAACCAGCAGAGGUUAAGCCUGAGCCUCCCAAACCAGCAGAGGUUAAGCCUAAGCCUCCCAAACCAGCAGAGGUUAAGCCUGAGCCUCCCAAACCAGCAGAGGUUAAGCCUGAGCCUGCCAAACCAGCAGAGGUUAAGCCUGAGCCUCCCAAACCAGUAGUACCGAGACAGGAACCUCCUAAACCCGAAGUUCAAACCAGAGCCCCUCUUGCGAAGCUCGCUACUCCAGCACCCCACAAAAUGCAGGAACCAACUACUCCGUUCACUCCAGGCGGAACGCCCAAGCCUGUCUUCACCAAGACCCUCAAGGGUGAUGUUGUAGAACCCGGCGAUGGCGUGACCUUCGUGUGCGAGGUCGCACACCCCGCACCCUACUUCAUCACUUGGCUCAAGGACUCCAAGCCGUUGGACGACAAGCUGGCCGACCGUGUCCAGCAGACGGACGCAGGGGCCAAGCACGCCCUCAAGAUGACCGACGAAGGCUGCAAACAUACACUUCAGGUGCUCAACUGCCGCGUCGAGGACUCUGGCAUAUAUACGGCCAAAGCGACGGACGAGAACGGCGUUUGGUCCACGUGCUCGGCCCAGCUCCUCGUUCAAGAGCUGACGGAGGAAGAGCGCGCCCGCCGCAUCGCCGAGAAAUCUCCGUUCUUCAUGGUCCGCAUGAAGCCUACACAAGUCAUCGAGAACACCAACCUGUCCUACACCAUCCACGUCAAGGGCGACCCCAUGCCUAAUGUAACCUUCUUCAAGGACGAUAAGGAGAUGAAGGAGGACGCACGCGUCACCAUUCACCGCGACGCCGCAGUCGGUCACUAUGAGUUGCUCAUCACUCACGUCCAGCGAGAGGACGAAGGAACCUACAAGUGUGUUGCAACAAACAAGUUCGGAAAGGCCGAGUGUGAGGCCUCCAUGACGGUGACCGAUGAGGAAAUGCUGUACGAAAGUCUCAGCGGCAAGGGAUCUCUGCUCGCAAAGGGAGAAAAAGCAGAGUUCAAGUGGUUCCGCGAUGGAGUUGAAUUCGACCCUCACGAGAGGUUCAAUGUUAUGUUCAAGGAUGACGAAGACACCCUGGCACUGGUGUUCCAGAACGUGACUCCCGAAGACGCCGGUCUCUACACCUGCGUUGCGUCAACCUCCUGCGGCAAGAUCUCCUGCUCUGCCGAGCUCACUGUGGAAGGUUCCAUUAACCGUCUGCAGCGCGACCCAGAACCGCCAAACUUCAAGGAAGAACUCACUGAUACUCAGGUCAAUGUUGGAGGAUCAGCCAUGUUAGAGUGCAAGAUUGGCGGAUACCCCAAGCCUGAGCUCGCAUGGACCCGCAAUGGCCUGGACGUUAAGGCUGGUGGAAGGGUCAAGUUCCUCUGGGAAGACGAAGAAAGCGUCGCCCUCAUCAUCAAGAAUUGCGAGGAGAAGGACGCUGGACUCUACCGCGUCAUCGCAAAGAACGAGCUCGGAGAAGUCAGUUGCUCCGCCAAGCUGGGAAUCAAAGCCGGACCGAAGAUUGUGAGCAUGAAGAAGGAGGUAGCGUGCGUCGUCGGCCAGAAACUCGACUACCGCGUCGAAGUCGAGGGAGAGCCCACGCCCGAAAUCCGGUGGUUGAAGGAUGGCAAGCAGCUCAUGGAAAGCGAUCACAUUAAGUUUACGAAGGAAUCUGACACAGUGUUUGCCUUCAAGAUCGACAGCAUGCAGAUGGACGACUGCUGCACAUAUACGGUGGUGGCCAGCAACCCCAUGGGCCAGGUGUCCGAGUUCUUUACCAUCGCCACAGACGCAGCUCCUCAGAUCACCCGCGGCCUCGACCCCGAGAUCGAGAAGCGAUUCACCUACGACAUCGCCCUUGAAGUCCGAGGUACCGGCAGCCCCAAGCCCAUGGCCAAAUGGUACAAGAACGGGAAGGAGAUCAUGGCUGACGACAGGUUCAAGAUGGUCGUUGAUGAAUCAUUCUACAUCCUUAAGAUCCGCCGUUUGGAGAGGAAGGACAAGGGCACCUAUUGCUGCGAGCUCUCCAACUCGAGCGGAACCGCAAAGACCGAGGGUGUGCUGUCGGUGCGAGCUCCUCCAGACUUCGUCACGCCGCUUAAGGAUGCGUGCGCCAAAGAGGGAGGGAAAGACGUCAAGAUGUUCGUCGAGUGGGAAGCCAACCCAACGCCAACCGUCAAAUGGUUCUUCAACGACAAGCCCAUUCGCGAUGACACCCCCGGCUACACCCUCCGCGGGCAGGAUGCUAGCAUGGUGCUCACUAUUCACGAGGCGACGGAGGAUGUUGUGGGCACGUACACCGUCAAGGCAACUAACGAGUACGGCGAGAGCGUCUGCAAGGCCAGGUUCCGUCUGCACGAAGCUCCUGUUGUUACCGAAGGCCUCAAGGACGCAGAAUUCCUGGAAGACAGCAGUGCCAAGUUUACCUUCAAGGCAACGGGCGUUCCCACUCCCGAGAUCAAGUGGACGAAGGACGGCAAGAAGUGGAGCCCCGACAUGAACCGCGUGAAGCUCAAGCAGGAGGGCGACGACACCUUCACGCUCUACUUCGACGAGGCCAAGACCGAGGACUCGGGCCAUUACGUGGCCACGAUUUCCAACGUCGAGGGCACCGCAAGCACCGAGGCCACCAUCGUUGUCAACACUGAUGGUCGAAGUCCUAUUGCAGUCGCUAAAUAUAGCAAAGGGGCUGCUAACGAUAGCGCUAUUCAUGAGCAAACCGUGGUGGACGGUGGGUCGUUGGGUGAAGGUAAAAGUCUGACGGAAAGUGCCUCGGAGGCCUCAGAGGGAGGAAGUGAAAAUGAAAUUGUGGAUCCAAGCAAUAAAAGGAAACUAAUCACGGAAGAGCAAUUAAAAGGCAAUAUAGCUAAACGGGGAAAAAAAGAAGCCACGGAGGGGACGAUAACUGAUGACCCUAAAAUAAGUAACAAAAAGAACUCUCAAAACUGCAAGAAGGAUACCAUGGUUUAUAAAUUUACGGACGUAGAAACAGAAACAAAAAUUGAAGACGACCAGGAAAAGACAGUGUCGAAAUCUGUCGACAUGACUGUCUACGAUGAAAUCAUGCAGUUGGAGGAAGAUGACAGUGAUGAGAGCGAGGGAAACAGCACUCUCAUCGUCCAAGGCUUCCUAGAGGGUACGUCGUCCUCGGAGGUGCCUCGUGGUGGAGGGCUGCGGGUGUUGGCCUCUUGCAGCAUCCAUCGUCAAGAAAACGUCCAGAGAACUGUUAUCACCGCUGAAACAGACGUGGGAGACGAUAACGUAGCUACCUCCUCCAUUGUCCAUCUUAAACGGACAGUUGACAUUGAAAAUUACAAAGCUUUGGUAUCCGAUAGCGAGUCCGACUCUGAGUCUGAGAUGGGAACCUUCCGACCUUUGGAAAAGCAAGAUUCCAGAUGUUCUUUGCUUUUGACGAAGACGCCGAGUGCGGCCGCCGAGGAAGUGCCGCCGGCCGCGGGAGAACCCCUUGAGGCGGAGCGCGCCCGGGCGAGGCCGGAGACAGACGUGAACUGGAACGUGAUUCCAGUGAUGCGCAGUGAGCGGUGCCUGGUGGACCGUGAUGUGCCUUCGGUAGGUGAAGACGCGGACGCUGUAUCUAAGGCUCUAGAGACCAAAGCGUCUGCAGACCAGGCUAAACCUGCGAAUACUGAGGCUGCAAAUGCUUGUAGUAUUUUGGAUGAAGGGAAGCAGAAACCUGGGGAGGCGCCGGUGCCCAGGGACUCGAAAGCAAAAAGAUCGAAACACGAGAGGCUAAGUACAGGCACCCUUGACACCAGUGGAGCGCCACCCCACAUCAAGGGCAGCAACUUCAGGGACGGCAAGACUUUCAUCGCCAUGCAUAAAUUUGUGUUGGAAGUGGAAGCCACCGCAGUGCCCGAGGCGGAGGCGACCUGGUAUUUCAAUGGCAAGAAACUCUCCGUGGAGGAAGAUAGUGUUAAGUUCGCAUUCGACGGCAACAAGUAUACAAUGGAAAGGAUUGGCAGCGAUCCCGAGCACAGCGGACAGUACAAGUGUGUGCUGAAGAACAAGAUCAAGGAAGUGGAAGAGGUUGGACAGGUCACCGUCAUCGAGAAAGAAGCUCGAGUACGCCGCCCGCUCGAAGAUAUUUAUGUUAAAGAGAACACAGAUGCCACACUCAAGUGCCAGAUCGUGGGAGACCCCAUCCCCAGCGUGGAGUGGCUUCGUAACGGAAAGCCUCUGCCGCCGUCGGAGCGUUACGAGGUGUCGGAGGAGCGCAUGAAGGGCUGGCACACACUCGUCCUCAAGGAGGUCACCGAGCAGGACAAGAGCACCUUCACCGUGAAGGGCAAAAACAAGCACGGCGAGUGUGAGACCACGGCGCGGUUGGGUGUGCUGGUCCGGCCUCAGCCAGGAGAACUUCACGAUGCCACCGUCGAUUAUGGCAAGGACCUUCUCCUCAACGUUGCCAUUCAUGCCUUCCCACCUCCCAAAAUGGUUUGGACCUUGGACGGCCGCGAACUGCAGGAGGGCGACCACUACGAGUACACAAGGGACGAGGAGAAAGAAGUUUACGGUCUCCUCGUUCACUCGGCUGUCUUGGAGGACGCCGGAAAGAUCACCUUCACUGCCUCCAACGCUGCAGGUUCCGAGUCUGGGUCCUGCACCGUCAAAGUACACACCGAGAAGCCAGCCGUCGUGGCUGAUCUGGAGGACUUGAGCUUUUGCCUGGAGGACGACGCCGUGUUCACCCUGCGUGCCUCGGGCCUCCCACUCCCCGACGUCGAGUGGAAGCUGCACGACAAGGUGGUCAAGGCGGACGAGCGCCACGUCUUCACCAACCCCGAACCUGGUGUCUACUGUAUGACCAUCAAGGACGUCUGCAUGAACGAUUACGGCCCUGUGGCGGUCGUGGCCAAGAGUCUGGUGGGCGAGUGCGCGUCUGCCGCGAAGUUCUCCCAGAAGAAGAUACCGUGCGAGGUGGUUGAGGGCCUCGAGAACGUCACCAAGGGCGCUGAAGGGGAUGACGUCACCCUCACCGUCAAGAUCAGGGCUUCGCCCAGACCCAACUUCAUCUGGACGAAGGACAGCGACAACUGUGAGGCCAGCGAGAAGAUCAUAAUCGAGAUGAAGAAGACGUCGUACUGCGAGGCGACCAUAUCUCUCACUCUGGUCGAGGCCUCCUCCAUCGACUCCGGCCAGUAUCGCCUCAGGUUCCAGAACGAGCUUAACGAGGAGAGCUCAGAGACCGCACUUAUCGUCAGGCCCGAGCGCAGGAAGCCUAAGAUCACCAAGCCACCCAAGGAACUGCAAGUCUUAGAUAGGAAACGCGGCAUUUUCCAAGCCAAGGUUACUGGAUUCCCAAAGCCCGAAGUCAAGUGGAUGAAGGAUGGACGGCAGAUCUAUCCGACAGACAUCAUUGACACUGGUGUCACUGGAGAUGGAUUCCAGUACCUUGAGUUUAAAACAGUUACCAUGGAGGACGUUGGCCAAUACACAAUCUUUGCUUCCAACGAAGAGGGAACCGCUGAAGCCCAUGCUUCACUCACUGUCGUUCCUCCUCCAUCGAAGCCCGAGUUCCUCCAGAGUUUAAAAGCCAGCAAAGUUAUUCUGGGAUACCCAGUUAGGAUGGAGGUUAAGCUUGGCGGACACCCGAUGCCAGAAGUCCAGUGGUUGAAGGACGGCCAGCCUCUCAACAUCGACGGGACGCACUACAAGCAGAUCGUGGAGCCCGACGGGACGGUGAUCCUGCAGAUCGACGCGGCCACCGAGGGCGAUAUGGGAGAAAUCACGUGCGUGGCGAAGAAUCCCGAGGGCGACUCUCAAUCCUCCGCCACACUCUCUGUCCUCGGCUUCAAGCGCGAGGACGGUCAGCCCGACGGUCCUGCUGCCUUCACGGAAGGCCUCAAGGACAUGUGCUUCGACGAGGGCAUGGUGAUGCGCCUGCCCGUGGCGAUGAAGGGCGGCCCCGUUCCGAACAUGAAGUGGUACAAGGACGGCCAGGAGAUCAAACUUGACGACCGCUGCUUCUUCACCUACGACGGCGAUCGGACAUACCUUGAAGUCCGUCCUUGCAAGGGAUCCGACUCAGGAAUGUAUAAGUGCGUAAUCCAGAACAGCCAUGGAUCAGCUGAGACGGAAUGCGAAGUGUCCAUCAGGAAGUGCUACGAACCUCCAUUCUUCACCAGCACCUUUACGAGAAUGGAUAAGCUGCCUGGUAGUGAGGUUAAGAUGUCAGUGAGGUACGACGGCGUGCCCAAGCCCAAGCUCUCCUGGUUCCACAAUGGCGAGCCCAUCCUACACGACGGCGACAAGUACCGCAUCAGGAAGGAGGGCGAUGGCCAGACUCUCACGGUGAAGGAGCUCACCUACAGCGACUCUGGCAACUGGAAGGUUGUUGCUAAGAACCGCGAGGGAGAAACUGAGCACGAGGCAGAACUCAACGUUUCUGAUGACGUAGAUCCUAACAGGCGCGUGGAGGCCCCUGUGUUCAUGAAGGUGAUUGGAGACCAAGAGCUUUUCGAAGGCUACAAUGCUCUCUUCAAGGCCGUGGUGUCGGGCAAGCCAGAGCCGGAGUUCAAGUGGCUCAAGAACGGAGGGACCAUCGUGGCAUCGAACCGCGUUAUUAUGGAGCGCGAUCCCGAAGGUCUCAUUCGUCUCACCAUUAAGAGGAUCACACCAGAGGACGCCGGCCAGUACACUCUCAAGGUCUGGAACGAUUAUGGAGAAGCCAUUUGCCACGGCAAGCUCAUCUGCGAGACCUUGACCAGCAGGAAGAAGCGACCUGUGGGUGACGAGUACAAGGGCUUCGACAGGAUCAGGCGCUCCGGCGUCCCUAUGCCGCUGCCCGAGAAGCCUAUGAUCAGCGCUCUGGCAGACCGCCGCCUCACCCUCUCCUGGAUGCCUCACCUCGCCGCGCCCCAGACCAUGCCCUGCACUUACCAGGUGGAGAUGUGCGAUGCUCCCGACGGCGACUGGUUCACGGUUAGGACAGGUAUUCGCGGCUGCAGCGUUGACAUCACCAACCUCAUGCCAAAAGGCGACUACAAGUUCCGCGUCCGCGUAGCAAACAAGUAUGGCGUGUCUGAGCCAUCUCCUUACGUCGCCACCCAGAGGUUUAAACUGGAAUUGCCUCCCGUCCGCUACGAGCCACAGAUGGAUCCCAACUACGAGUACAAGGGCGAUGGACCAUACGUUCCCGAAGGCUUCAGGAUCAGCCGCGACUCUCAGGGCAACUAUUUCGCUGCCCCGAGGUUCCUCCGCCUGCCGCACAACACGCAGUAUGGCUUGAAGGGCUUCAAUGCCAACAUCAAGUGGUAUGCGUAUGGAUACCCAACCCCGAAAGUCAGGUUCAUGAAGAAUGGGCAGCCGCUUGAGGUUGGAGACAAGACGCGUUUCAAGUACAGCCAGGAGGUGACGGGUGAGAUCUGCCUCUACAUCGAUAGGAUGACCGAGGCCGAUGUGGGCACGUACGAGUGCCUGGUCCGCAACGAACAUGGCGAGUCACGACAGCGCAUCAAGAUGGACAUCUGCGAGUACCCGCGGGUGCUGGAGCCACUCGAGGAGCUCCACCUCAAGGCCAACUCCUCAGGAAAGAUUGCUUGCAGAAUCACAGGCUUCCCUCCGUGCCAAGUCCAGUGGUUCAGGGACUGGGAACCUAUUGCCUUCACUUAUAAACUCAGGCCGGCGCAGUCGGAGCCAGACUGUAUUUCCUUCAUAUCAGUGGAUGUCAAAUCAAGGAUUCUGGAUUAUACUCCGUGGCUGCUUCGAAUGUUGCGCACAGUUCACAGUUCCUGCAUGGUCCACAUCGAGGAUGACGACAUCGGCUUCUUCUGGAUGGGCCCAGGCUCCGGCCGCAGCGUGACUAUGAACAACCGCCGCGGAACACUGGAGGACCACUACGAUGUGGGAGACGAACUAGGUCGCGGAACGCAGGGUGUCGUCUAUCACUGCGUGGAACACCACACAGGUCGCAAUUUUGCUGCUAAGUCCAUGUGGGGCAAGGACCAAUUUAAGGCCUGGAUGCAGAACGAAUUCGAGAUGAUGAACGCUCUCAACUCCUGCAAGCAAAUCGUUCGUUUGUACGAUGCGUACGAAGGACCCAAGAACAUGGUCCUUGUUACAGAACUAUGUGGCGGAGGAGACCUGCUCGGAACUCUGACUCAGCAUCAGUACCUGACGGAGUACGAGGUGUGCCACUACGUCCGCCAGAUCCUGUGCGCACUCGAAUACAUGCACGACCGCUGCAUCGCCCACCUCGGCCUUAACGUUGGAGACAUCCUCCUAACGCGUCCCAAUGGCAUCGAAAUCAAGAUCGGCGACCUCUCCCUUGCCAGAAACAUCCGCAUCAGCAAGGUCGCGCCAUUGGACUACGGCAUGCCCGAGUUCGUGGCACCAGAAGUGGCAAACGGCGAGGGCGUGACAUAUGCCGCUGACAUGUGGUCUUUGGGCAUAAUCACGUACCUACUUUUGUCAGGAACCUCACCAUUCAGGGGAGAGAACGACCGCGAGACGCUGACCCGAGUGAAGAAGGGAGAAAUGAGCUUCGACAUGGAAGCCUUCAGGCACAUCUCGGACGAGGCCAAGGAUUUCAUCGCCAAGCUCCUGCUGUUCAAGCCUGACGUGCGCAUGAACGUGAAGGACGCCCUCCUGCACCCUUGGAUCAAGAAGUGCCUCGACCCGCCAGCUGAUGCUUAUAAGAUCAACACAGACAGACUAAGGUCGUACUACGCCAAGUUUAGGGACUGGUAUAGCAACGCCUCGUGCAAGCGCUGGUUCCGCCGCCGCACCCUCGCGUCUUGCUUCACCCACCCCAGCAAGAUGGUGUAUCCCCCGGGAGAGGUGUAUACCCCACCAGAGUCGCCGGAGAGGGACAUCGUUCCCGCUGAGCCGGAGGACUACCACGUGCCUCAAAGAAAAUACUCCUAUGAGCUAGGCCUCAUCAAAAAUGAGAGUCACUACCAGAUGGGCCCUGACACCUACCUGCUUCAGCUGCGCGACGUCGACUUCCCGUGUCGCCUGCGGUCCUACAUGAAAGUAGCCACCGACCGGUCGCCCGCCUUCGCCAUGAGCAUGCGCGAAAACGACUACGACUACACUAGGAUCCCCAUAGUGCACGAACGUCGCCGCUUCACGGACGUCAUGGAUGAAGAAAUUGACGACGAGCGGAAGAGGACGGCGCUGGACCGGUACACAGCCGGGUUUGUGAGAAGCAGAAUGGAAACUUGCUCCCUCGACAUGCCGAGGAGAGUGAAGCAAGAGGUGACAAGCCGUCUCUCCAUCUACGACGAAGUGGUGGCGAGGAAGGAGGGCGCUCACUACGGUACGGCGCCCUUCCUCAGGGAGAAGCCCGAUACCUGCGCCAUCACGGACGGCUGCCCUCUCAUGCUUACUUGCGUCUUCACCGGCGACCCAGAACCUGUCGUCCAGUGGUUCAAAAAUGACAUCAUCCUGGGCGAAAAUUCGCGGGUGUCCAUCCACACUGCUAAUGGCCGCUCUACCCUCACCUACCAAGAGUGCCAUGACUAUGACGUCGGCCUCUACAAGGUAGUGGCCAGGAACACCCUGGGGCAGGCCACCCACCGAUUCAGGCUUGUCCAGGGCCACAUUCCAGGUCCCUGUGACUCCCCCGACGUGUCUGAAAAGUCAGACACCGAGGUCUUGCUUCACUGGACCCCCCCUGCGGAUGAUGGCGGCUCGCAGAUCCUGUGCUACCACGUGCAAAUGAAGCUGUCAGGUGAUACUGAAUGGCUUACGGUAAGCGCUAAUAUCGACCAUGAGUUCUUCCUGGUAAAAGGCCUGACUGAGAAUUCGAACUACCAGUUCCGAGUUGCGGCAAAGAAUUUCGUUGGUUGGGGAGAUUUCUCGGUCGGCACAUCAGCCAUCAGAACUACUGCUGGGGGAGCCCUGAAGGUGCGUACGACACGGGAGAUGCAGAUCUUGCAACAGGCAACAGAGAGUGGAAAGAUUGUAUUGCCUUUCCUGGAGAAGAAAGAACUCGAUUACAGGAAGGAGACCGACCCCGUCAAACUCAAGUCCGGGGAAAAUGCCCAGUUGCAGGUGCGAAAGUAUGACAUGAUCGCUGAGCUGAGCCGAGGCAGGUUUUCAGUGACGGCAAAGUGCAUCCGCGCCGACGACCGCCGCCACUUUGCUGCCAAGUUGCUCGAGAACUACGAUCGGGAAGACGUCGUUAGGGAGGAGUUCGAGGUGUUCAAGACGUUGCGCCACGAGAGGAUCGCGCAGCUUUACGAGGCUUACAAUGUGGGUGACGUGACAGUGUUUAUCAUGGAGCAGCUGGCAGGCUUAGACGUUCUCACGUACUUGGCCAGCAAGCGCGAAUACUCGGAGCAGCACGUAGUCACUAUUGCGAUGCAGGUUCUCGACGCCUUGUCUUACCUUCACUGGCGAGGAAUGUGCCACCUAGACCUCCAGCCCGACAACGUAGUGCUCACCACGCCCCGCCGCUGUGACGUCAAAUUAGUGGACUUCGGCAGCACCCAACGCGUCUCCAAACAGGGCUCGACAGUGCCAGUCAAUGGUCACCUUGACUUCGUAGCGCCUGAGGUUCUUGCCGAGCAGAAAGCCUUCCCUUCGAGCGACAUUUGGUCUCUCGGCGCCCUCAUCUACCUGCUUUUGUCGGGGAAGAGUGCCUUUGGCGGCGUGGACGAAGAGGACACGCACCAGAACAUCCUGCACGUGAGAUAUCGGUACGAACAUCUUGGAAGCAACACGACACAAGAGGCCAUUCGCUUCCUGAUGCUCAUCUUCAAGAGAGAUCCGAGCAAACGACCAACCUUGGACGACUGUAGGGAACACAAAUGGUUGGUGGAAAAUGACUACAUUGUUAAGAAACGAGAACGAGCUACGUUCUUAGGCAGUCAGCUAAGGGACUUUGAUCUGUCCUACCUAUUAAGGAGAGAGCAAUCACUGCCACCAAGUCCCUGCAUCUCCUCACUUAUGGCGGAAAAGAGAUUCCGGCAGCCAUCACUUACGAACCAGAGACGCAAUAAACCCAAUAAGAAAACCGGGAACAAACUCAAGUUUUAAGGUCGUGCUACUAUCUGCCAAAGAGGAUGUUUGCCCCAACUUUUUCUUCAUAUUUUUGUGUCUCUAUUCGAGAAUGUUUGAUUUCGUCUCUGAAUGCCAGUGACCUUGCUUGAGCUGAUUUACCAGCUGCAGUCACUUGCAGCAGAAGCAGAAGGAGUUUUAAUGCCGAAGCGCUUCCAGCAGAGACACAUUUUCACGGACUGACUAUAUUACCUCUGGGAAGACUUGGCAUAGUUUCCGAUCAUUUGGUGGCAAUAUAUGAUCGACUUUAAUUCUUGAAAAACUGCAUAUGAUUACUUUCUUGUUGAAAGCCAUUUCAAAUUGCAUCCUAAACAUUAUUUUGGAAGAUGCCGGUGUUCUUACGUGUAGUGAAAUUUGUGGUGUUUCAUCGCCAGCUCUGAUGUAAGAAAAUGACUAUCAUGGGUGAGAAAGUGCAAGAAUGGUUGGCCUUUCUGAUUUUAUUUGAAUAUUCUUUGUUUAUUUUCAGAUAUAGAAUAAAUGAGAGAACAAGUAGGAGAUACUUACUAUGUUAUGUGCUAAAAGUAUGUGAUCUUGCAAAUUAUAUGUAAUAUAUAAGUAUUUGAUUUUUUUGUGUGUGUGUUCACGCAAUACACUUUCUUUGCCAUCCUA